Molecule: messenger RNA, 2512 nt
Organism: Tyto alba (common barn owl)
Lineage: Eukaryota; Metazoa; Chordata; Aves; Strigiformes; Tytonidae
Gene: LSP1
Product: lymphocyte specific protein 1
Exons: 11
Coding region: 80-1165 (361 amino acids)
Biological process (GO): signal transduction
Molecular function (GO): actin binding
Source: RefSeq, a predicted model, not a curated record
AGCACAGGAAAAGCAAAACGGCGGCAGCACCCUCGCUCCGGAGCUGUCUGUGGGGCUGUCACACCGGCUGGGGGAGAAGAUGUCAGACUCGGAGGGGUGCCAGAAGGAGGGUGCGGAAGGUGUGAGCCAAGUGGAAGAUGAAUCUCCUGGGGAGAGCCAGAGGCUGACAGCGCAGUGGAGCGUGGAAGACGAGGAAGAAGCGGCGAGAGAGCGGCGGCGGCGGGAGCGGGAGAAGCAGCUGAGGUCCCAGGCAGAAGAGGGCUUGAACGGCACCGUCUCCUGCUCGGAGAGCGCAGGUCCAGCACAGGAAAACCACUAUGACUUUAAGCCGUCUGGGACUUCAGAGCUGGAGGAGGAUGAAGGGUUCAGUGACUGGUCCCAGAAGCUCGAGCAGCGCAAACAGAGGUCUCCGCGACAGUCGUAUGAAGAGGAGGACGGUGGUGUGAGGGAAGCUGAAGUCAAACUGGAGCAGAUACAGCUGGAGCGGGAAAGCCCGGAGGAAAUCCAGGAGGAGAAUGUGGAUAUCGGGGAGGAAGAGAGGCUGGGCCAGGAGGAAGAACGGGUCCAAGAGCAGGAAGGAGAGGAGAGAGACAAGCAAGAGGAAAAGAAGAGAAGGAGAAACGAAGAGGAAGAAGAAACAGCAGAAAAACGCCAGAAGGCCCCAAGCCCUGCCAGCCUGGAAGAGGAGGAGCUAUGCUCUGACCACGCCGCAGCGUGCUCCAUGAAGAUCACGGACAGAACUGAGUCACUGAACCGCUCAAUAAAGAAAAGUAACAGUGUAAAGAAGACUCAGCCUCCCCUCCCUGUGUCGAAGAUCGAUGACAGGCUGGAGCAGUACACGCAGGCUAUUGAGACAUCCACAAAGGCUCCAAAACCUGUCCGACAGCCCUCUCUUGACCUUCCGACCACGAGCAUGAUGGUAGCCAGCACGAAAAGCCUGUGGGAGACUGGAGAAGUUGCAGCUCAGUCUGCUGUGAAGUCCCAGCCCUGUAAGGAUAUCGUGGCUGGAGAUAUUGUGAGUAAAAGAAGCCUUUGGGAACAGAAGGGCAAUUCCAAACCUGAGACCAAUAUCAAGUCCAACCCUUCUGGCAAGAAGUAUAAAUUUGUUGCAACAGGCCAUGGCCAGUACAAGAAGGUGUUGAUAGAUGAUGCUGCGGAGCAAUAGCAUGCCUGGAGAACUCAUUAACCAGCUGAGCUUGGUCCUGGCUCGAUGCAACCUUCAAUGCCACUAUUUCCUCUGCUCCACAGAAGAUAACUGAAGGAUGUUUCACUUCUCCUGCCUGAUGUCAGUCUGCUUUGGUACAGCCUGACUCCUCUCGGGGUGUGAGCAAUACCCCACGCUGCCUCCGGUUGGAUGAAAGGAACUAGAUCAGCUGGCAAAACCCAUCCCUGUUUUAACUGUCUAUGUGACUCUGACUUUUUUUUUUUUUUUUUUUUUUUAUCUGGCUUUGCCCUCUCUCCCCCUGUCUUCUUUCUCAAGUGUUGGAAGAGAGGGAUCUUCUGUCUCACUCAGUUGGCAAGGCUUUUUCUACACGAUGAAGAAUUUCUACUUUUGUGGCUCUUGGUGGUUGGGUGGUGGGAGAGAGGGAGCUCAGCAGAAACCCGGUAAAAGAAUCAGUGUUUGAAAGGAGGGCAACGGGCAGAUCCUGAGCCUGAGGAGACUGCAAGGACCACUUGUCACCCAGUUGGUGCCAGCUGUAGGUAAAGUCUUCCCCUGUCUACUGUGCAGCCUGUCCCUCUACAACACCUUCUUUGAGGGACUUCCAUGUACUGGUCUCUCUGUGUAUACCAAACCACAUUCAACUUAAUCCUGUUUUUUUCUUUAGUUCCCAGAUCAUUCUUUAAUCACAGUUACAUUCCCGUGCCAAAAUGUUUCUGCCACUUUUCCACCUUGACAGUGGCAAUAGCAGCUUUGUUUCAAACAGCUGCUGCCUCCCUCUCCCUAACAUGGAUUGGAGAUCCUCUUUCCCAGGUGAGAAGUGCUGACCACUGGUGUUAUCUCCCUUCUCUGGGAAAGGGAUUUGCUUCUCCUCUCACCUGUGGGCUCCGGUGCCAGUGACUGAAACACUUCCGAAUGUCAGAAGCAGUUGAUAACCUGCCUGCUUCGCUCCCAGAGGUGGACAGGGUAUCUGGGAAAUGGCUGCUGCUCUUGUGCUGGAAGCUGCCUCGGUGAAACGGCAUCCUACCGAGUUGUGUGGGGAGGUCGGGGCUUGCUGUGAACGUGGGCAAACUGAGCCCCUGAAGAGCAGCACUCUGGCCAGGGCUGUUUCUGAGCUCUCCCAUGUCUUUAUACUUCAUGGUGUUAGCAUGUCUCCCAUCCUCUCUUUAAAGUCUUAUCCCUACCCUCUUCCCAUGUCAACAUAAUUUUGCAACUUGUUUCUGCCCUCCUGGAGGGGAGGGCAGCUUCUCUCUCCUCCUGCAUCAAUGUGCUUUCUGCUUAAAUUUACUGCGUCCUGGAUUCUUUUUUUUUUUUUUUUUUUGUAAGCAUUUAAUAAAAUUUGAGGAAGAUGUU